Gamsiella multidivaricata is the source of this 1773-nucleotide messenger RNA. RefSeq names its product DNA polymerase subunit Cdc27. Gene Ontology annotation, molecular function: DNA-directed DNA polymerase activity. The transcript has 5 exons. The record is from RefSeq and is a predicted model, not a curated record. The coding region runs from base 234 to 1712 and encodes 492 amino acids. Gene Ontology annotation, biological process: nucleotide-excision repair, DNA gap filling; DNA replication; DNA synthesis involved in UV-damage excision repair. NCBI's taxonomy places the organism in Eukaryota, Fungi, Mortierellomycota, Mortierellomycetes, Mortierellales, Mortierellaceae. Gene Ontology annotation, cellular component: nucleus; delta DNA polymerase complex.
CGUUGAGGUCUCUUUAAUUUUUUUUGACGCGUCUAUGUUGUGACCGCAACCCCCGCAUCUGUGCCUUCAUUUGCUACCCACAAACAAAGAAACACAAAACGCGCGUGCAAAUUUUGGUGGCCAGCGUAUGGACUUCCCUGCCGCGACUCGUCCCCAUCUCAUCCUUCAACCUGUUCCUACUCCCUCUGUCCUGAUCUCGCUCCUUUACGCUCACUUUAUCAGGAACACGACAUAUGCCAUCCGAUAUCGAGAACCAGGUCUUUGACCUGCUCACCACCACUGUGGAGGAUGAAAAGAAGAAUGUCACCUACCGUUGGCUGAGCAGAAGCAUGGGAUUAUCUGUCAAUACCUCGAAAAAGCUUAUGGAAUUGUACUUGACGACCGUGGGCGAGGGAAAUGUGCAUGGAACCUACUAUUUGGCACGUCGAGAUCCUCAGACCGGGAACCAGAGCAUAACUCUUGUUAGUCAGGAAGAUCUGAAUGAGGCGAAAAAAGAUUCAACAGUGAUCGGAUACCACAUCUAUAGCCUGGAGCCCUCGCCUCUGAAGGACCUUGCCAUCUUAUCCGUUGCAAACUCAGAAGCCGGUCAACUGCAGAAGGGCAAGGAUAUCAAUAUUUACAGAGUUAUCCACAACAAAGAUGCCGUCGCUUCAAAACAUCAUGUCCGAUCGACCGCAACACCAGGCGCCAUCUCAGCUGCUACAGUGAAAGCAUCAUCAGUAACAUCCAAGCAGUCUGCUGCAGCAACUAGUGCACCAUCAUCAACAGCAGAAGCAGCUACAAUUACAGUCACAACCAGCAACAGCUCGAAGGCGAAACCAGCUGCCAAAUCGUCUAUGAUGAGUUUUUUCGGAAAGGCAGCGACGGCUCCAGCCAAGACGGCAGCUACUUCUGCAAAGCCCACUGCAACAGCUACAGCUCCUGCAGCCACAGUCGCCAAGUCGUCAACAUUGAACUUUAAACCUUCGCAACAACAAAAGCGUAAAGCUGACUCGAUGUCCUCCGGCGUAGACAAUGUCGGUCGCAGUGGGCCAGCCACAGAUGAAGGAUCGGAUGAGGAGGUCGAUUCGGAAGAGGAACGGGAUCGUCGAUUGGCGUUGAGUUCUCGACUUGAUCAGGACCAGGGCGAUGUAGUCACCAAUAGCGGUAAAGAACCGGUGAUUGAUAUCGAAGCGUACAAGAAAAAACAGCGGUCUGCGCGCCUCCUGGCUGUGGAUGACGAUGAUGAGGUUGUAGAAGAGGAGGAGGAGGAGGAGGAGAAGGAAGAUUCCGCAAAACACGAGGACAAGGACGCUCAUCAUUUGGCCUUGGAGAAUAUGAUGAUUGAUACGAAUAAUGUAGCUGAAGUGGAGGACGAGGAUAGUGUUAUGGUUGAUGUUGAGGCGUUGGACCCACCAAAGACGCCGAACAAUGGCCACGGUGGAGAGACAGUAGCGAGCCAAGGGGCUGUAAAGAGACGUGUACGAGGCUACCGGACUGUCACGAAAAAGAAGACGUUUAAAAACGAGCGCGGAUACAUAGUAACCCAAGAUGUAGUGGAGAUGGAACCAUUCUCGGAAGAUGAGAUCGUUCCUGUGGAGGCACCGGCGCCUACGCCUAUGCCUACGAGAGCGGGAAAGGCUACAGAACCGGUCAAAGGCAAGAUUGAGGUCGGUAAAAAGAAGGCAGGAUCUGGGAACCAGAGUCUGCUCAACUUUUUCAGUAAAAAGUAAAUUAGCCGUCGUGGACACAUCUCUAUGGCAAUGCGAAAUAAAUAUCUUCUAUUUUGAGCUG